AUGGCCUUCCCCAGCCGUCUUCUCCCCUGGCUCGCCGCCACCAUCUUCUUCUUCAUCGCCCAAUGCCAGGCCAAAACCGUGACCUAUGACUGGAACGUCACCUGGGUGACCGCCAACCCAGACGGCCUGGCCGAUCGCCAAGUUGUGGGCAUCAACAAUCAAUGGCCCCUGCCCAUCAUCGAAGUCGACAAGGGCGACCGCCUUGUAGUGAACAUGCACAAUGGACUCGGCGACAAGAGCGCUUCAAUCCAUUUCCACGGCAUGUACCAAACCAACACCACGGAAAUGGACGGCCCAUCCAUGUUGACCCAAUGCCCUGUGCCGCCGGGCAGCUCCAUCACGUACAACUUCACCGUCAACCAGAACGGCACGUACUGGUACCACUGCCACACCGACUACUGCUACCCAGACGGCUACCGCCAGGCCCUGAUCGUGCACGACAACUCCUCCUACUUCGCCGACAAGUACGACGAGGACCUCACCAUCACCAUGACAGACUGGUACCACGAACUGACCGAGACCAUCGCCCCGACCUUCAUCACCGUCGAUAACCCCACCGGCGCUGAGCCCAUCCCGGACUCCUUCCUCUUCAACGACACCCUCAACACCAAAAUCCCCGUGGAAGCAGGAAAAACCUACCUCUUCCGUCUCAUCAACAUCGGCGCCUUCGUCGCCCAGUAUUUCUACAUAGAAGACCACACCAUGCGCAUCGUCGAAGUCGACGGCAUCUACACCGACGAGGCGGAAGCAGACAUCCUCUACAUCUCCGCCGCGCAGCGCUACACCGUCCUGGUGACGAUGAAGAACUCCACGGAGAAGAACUACCCCAUCGUCAUGGUCGCCGACUCCCAACUGCUCGACACCAUCCCCUCAGACCUGCAACUCAACCAGACCAACUGGCUCGAGUACAACUCCAGCGCCGCGUUCGAGCAAGCCGUCAUGACCGUCUCCGACUGCUCAGACCUCAACCCCUACGACGACAUGGGCCUGGUCCCCCAUGACAGAAUGCCCCUUCUCGAGAACCCUGACAUCUCCCUCGAUCUCACUGUCACCAUGCAAGUCCUCGACGACGGCGCCGACUACGCCUUCCUCAACGACAUCUCCUACACCGCUCCCAAAGUCCCCGCCCUCUACACCGUCAUGUCCGCGGGUGACCAGGCCACAGACGCCACUGUCUACGGCGACUACACCCACUCCGUCGUGCUGGAGAAGGACCAAAUCGUCGAGAUCAUCCUCAACAACGGCGACACCGGUACCCACCCGUUCCAUCUUCACGGUCAUGCCUUCCAGAUGAUCGAUCGGUACCCGCCGUAUGGUCCUCAUUUCUAUGACUACGCCGACGGUGAUCCGAUCACCUACAAUGCCUCGAACCACACUGCUUUCCCGGAGUACCCGCCCCGGAGAGAUACCUUUGUGCUUCCGCCCCAGGGUUACUUCGUUGUGCGCUUCAAGGCCGAUAACCCCGGUGUGUGGUUCUUCCAUUGCCAUAUUGAUUGGCACUUGGCGCAGGGUUUGGCUAUGGUGUUUAUUGAGGCCCCGUUGGCUAUUCAGUCUAGCGUUACUAUCCCCCAGCAGCAUUAUGAGGUUUGUGAGGCGGCGGGUAUCGCUACGGCGGGUAAUGCCGCCGGCAAUACCGAGGAUUAUACCGAUCUUACGGGCCAGAAUAAGCAGGUAGCGUGGUUGCCUGGUGGUUUCACGGCUAGGGGUAUUGUGGCUUUGGUGUUCUCGUGUGUGAGUGCUUUCUUGGGUAUGGGCAUGAUUGCUUUCUAUGGAUUGUCGGAUAUUAAGAAGGGUGGGGGUCAGGUGCAGACUAGGAGGGAGGAGGUGAGAGAGCAUGAGGAUUAG
Molecule: messenger RNA, 1845 nt
Organism: Aspergillus costaricaensis CBS 115574
Lineage: Eukaryota; Fungi; Ascomycota; Eurotiomycetes; Eurotiales; Aspergillaceae
Gene: fetC
Product: putative ferrooxidoreductase Fet3
Exons: 1
Coding region: 1-1845 (614 amino acids)
Biological process (GO): cellular response to iron ion starvation; reductive iron assimilation
Cellular component (GO): high-affinity iron permease complex
Molecular function (GO): copper ion binding; ferroxidase activity
Source: RefSeq, a predicted model, not a curated record